Messenger RNA from Dromaius novaehollandiae (emu), 4450 nucleotides. RefSeq names its product spindle assembly abnormal protein 6 homolog. The record is from RefSeq and is a predicted model, not a curated record. The coding region runs from base 23 to 1318 and encodes 431 amino acids. Lineage: Eukaryota; Metazoa; Chordata; Aves; Casuariiformes; Dromaiidae. The transcript is spliced from 12 exons.
GCGCCCGCCCAGCGAGGACUCCAUGUCCCAGCAGGUCUCGCGCGCAGGGGCGAGUGGGACCCGCUCAGGACCUGCGAGGCGGCCGCGGUCCCCCGCCCCCCCCCGCCGCGCUGCCCUGCUCGGUGCCCGGCCCGGUGGCGCCAUGAGCUGGGAAGCGCGGCUCAACUCCCUGCUGGCCGAGACCGACUCCGGCGUGGCGCGGGCCAAGCAGCGUCUCAACAUGACCAAUAUCCCCUCUAAAGUGGAUUCACAGCUUGACAAAAUAAGCACCGCGAACGCUGUGUUUGAUGAACGUCUGCUUGGAAGCCAGCAGCGGUGUCCCACCUGCAUGGGUCUCCCACACUGCAACAUGGCAGCAGAGAAGCUAGCAGCCAUCACCAGUCAGCUACAUUCCCAAACCAAGAUCAUCGAAUUGCUCACUCAGUCUGUGAAUCGACUGAAGCAAGAGAAAGAGUUCCAGCAGCAGCGGAUCAAUAACCUGGAAGGUAGUGAAGAGGAUGUUCAACGACUGCAGAACAGCUCUUACAGUAACUUGGAGACCUUGCUAAGGAGGAUGGAUGAGCUGAAAAGUGAACACCAUAAACAGCAACAAAAAGUGUUUCAUCAGCCCCAUGAAGACUGUGAAUCCCACACUGCGAUUCACCCCACUGUGAAUCUACAUCCCAGUGCCAACAGUCCUGGAGAAAUGAAAGAGAGCAGUGAAAAACUACUGUGGCAAGAUUAUGUCUGCGUGAGGAAAGAGUUGGAGCAACUGAAGCGUAAAGUCAAUCGACAAGAGGAAGAGCUGUUGAACCAGAUGUCUGCAGCUGAUGAAAUGAAGAGAGCUCAAAGUCGAUCCUGCAGGGUGUUGGAAGAUCUGUUGAGCAACCGCAAAACACAGUCUUGCAGUUUAGACCAACCCAGGAUGGAAAUGCAGAGCACCCAGCAGGAGCUCAGCCACAUCAGAUCUGCAGUCGCUGACCUAAAAGAUCAAGUGAAAAGUCUGUUCUUGAAGGCGAUGCCAUCCGCUGAGCUGGUAGAGAAGGACAGAGUUCAUUGGAAGGAAAGCAAGAACUUGCUGAGAGAAGCAGAGGGUUUUUCUCCAUCCUCAGGUGAAGAUUCCACCUCAGAGCUCAGCCUCAAGGACUUGAGCUCUGAUGAGCUUUCCAGCACUGUAGAGAUCAAGGUGCCUGAAGAUUCUAAAGAUAUCUCCACGCUGUGUUUUGAGCUGGAGGAGAGUAAUGCUGAAGAAGAGGCUGGAAAUAUGCUGGAUGCAGACAAUGACCUCAGCAGUGACCUGUCUGACAGUCUGCCUGAACUCCAUCUGAGCGACCUUUAAUGCUCAGCCGAAGGAAGCCCACUUUACCAUAAGGAGUAAAUAAAAGCCCCCAGGAAAGACCAGUGUGAAAGGAAACACUCUGAAGCCUGUGAGAGUCAUCCUGUGGCAACUGAUGUGUCUAAUUUCAGAACAAAAGUACUUCUAAAGGAGAGAGGAUUAAAACAGCGGAGGGGAGAAGUUACCCUGUGGGAGAUUGUCAACAGAUGUUCCAUUAUAGUUCAAAGAGCAUUGGCAAAAGGCUUCUGCUGCAGGGAUAUAUUAAUUCUGGGCAGUUCAUCACAGGGAGACCUGUUUUAUGAUUGGGAGGAUGCUUCUGGUAACUUAGCUCUUUCUUUAUUUGAACUGUGGGUGGGGGAUUGGGUCUACCUGUAAAUAGAGAGGGAGCUGAACAGUAGGAACAAACAUGCACUUAUUUUCUUGCAGCUGUGACUACUGCCUGUCUGAUCAAGAUCAAGCUGGUUUUGUGGUUCAGGGAGUUAUUUGGCUGAUGAGUCUUUCAAAAGAAAAAUUAUUACAGAGGAACUGAGGCUAACCAUUGUUAAGCUGCUGGUGCACAUGAAGCAGACCUGUGCUAAGUAUAUCUUUCAAGUGUAUUUAUUAGACAGGAAGCAGGAACAAGCACAGGGAAGGCUGUGCAGGCUGUCAUGCAGAUGAGUACGUUAAUCCCUUUGGUCCUUAAAAUGCACAAAUCUAUCAAGUUAUGAUACUGCCUGGCACCCUAUCUGCACUUGGGUCAGAGCUGUGCUUCCUUCAUAAUGAUUGCUUGUAAAAGUUUAUUAACAUUGCAAAAUAAGCUGUGGCAGGGGAUCUGGUUUGCAAGCUGUGUAUCCCUGGCCAUAACUGAAAGGUCCUCUUGUGGGCAGGUCUAAGCGUUUUACCUUCUGAGACUGUUUUCAAGUUGUGCUUUGGGAAAAGGUUGAUUUUUGUCCGGAGUAAGAGUAUAAACAUGCCCCCUGCAGCACUAGACUGGGGAAGAGUCUUCAUUUAACUGUGAUAGGAUGGGAAGUUUGAAGGUCAUGAUCAUCUUCCAGUGUCUUAGGGGUUAAAAAAGUGGUGAAAGCAGUGCUUGAUGCCAAUCUUCAGAGGCCAGAAGUGGCUGGUACUAAAGAUCUGUUUUGUUCUGAAUGCAGCUUCCAAAUAAGGGCCUAACACUGGACACUUGGAUGCUAAGCAGUCAUGGUCCUAUAGCUUUGCUUACUGCUAGCUAACGUAUCAGUAUGGCCACAGAUUUGGCUGUUCUAUGGACAGGAAGCAAAUGAAUCUUCUUUUCUUUGGGGGGGAUGGAAAGGAGGAUGGGAGAGAAGAUCCCUCUCUCACUUUCUGCUGUUGCAGUGAAGCAGAGGUAGCAAUUAGAUGGAAACAUCCCUGGCAGAGGUUCAAGAGGUACCCUUAGAAGCACCCCUCCCCCUAGCCCCCAUGACAAAUCCACAUGUAUACUGAAUUGAAUAUUGUCAUAGAAAAUUAAGUAUAAAUAAUGUGGAGGCGUGCAGCCUCCUGUUUCCUUCCUAGGCAUCUGGGAAAUGACAGUAGGCAUUUUCUCUUCUCCUCUGGGAAUAAGAAGAACUCUGCUUGGCUGCUGGCUAAAAGCUUCCCAGGUUAUGCAUUAUUUCAUAGCCUUCAUUACUGAAAGUUUAUUGCUCUGCCUCCCUGGCUUGCUUUUGUAGUCCUGCUCCCUGGAUCAGUGCAAUGCCUCUUUCUUUCUGCUUUAAGAGGUGGUGAGCAUGGGGGGAUUAUUAUCCAUGGAAGUGCCUUGUGGGGUUGUUGGUCUUUCCUGUUUCACGCGCUGCUUUGUCCACUUUAGUGCUCCUCACAGCAGUUUCUCUGCCUCUGUGAAGAGUCUGUACCCUCAUCUGUAGACUUGCAGUGUGACAUGAUAGAGAAGAUGCACAGUGUCCAAGCUGAACUACACACACUGAGUCAUGAAAAGCAACUUGAGUGGGCAGAGAACUAGAAGGUAGCACAGAUAUUCCUGCCCUUGGCACAGCACCUCUAGCAGCACUGUCACGCUUCAGCUGCUCAAACAUCCUUUCCUCUAAAUGUGAGCCUGAAGAUGGGGGGAGGAGGAGGGUGGAAAAGGCAGGUGGUUCUCAGACUCUACUUCUCUGUCAAAGUUUUUUUUCCUGUCAAUGUUUGCUUUACUGCAUGGGGAGGAUAAGCCCACACAACUGUCUCAUGCUCCAUCUUCAAACCUGGCAGCCUCAGAGAUUGCAGAGCCAGGUUGGGAGGUCAGAACUUGGCUGGGCAAAGGCAGCAGCCUCAUGCCUCCCCAAGCUGGCUGCCUGCAGAAGCCUGUCUGGCUGCUGCCUCUCCAGCAAAUGCAGGUCUAUUCUGUGUUAGCUUUCAACAACGCAGCUCAGCUCUUUGUUCAGCAGAGCAAAAACCAGCUCUGAGGGGGAUUCAUGAUGGAAUAGAGGGCAGGGCAGAAUAAAACACAAACCCCAACACAAACCAGCAUGAUGCUGACUUCAGACUGAGAAGACUGGCUUAGCUGUAGCAUGUUUGUUCUGUUGCUUCAUUCUUCUGUUCUGUGUGGCUGUAUCUUUGGGGCAGGAUGGAAAUGUCUGCAGGUCUGAGACAUCACCCCUGAAACUGUUCAGGUUACUCAGCAAGUGCUUUGCUUGUCAAAGAAGUCUUCUGGCUCAGCCCUUGCUGUAGAUCUCCAAGGAUUUGCUUUUCUAGAGUCCUCAUGGAAACCCUUUCAGUAAAUCAGGCCUUCAGUAAGCGUAAGCCCAAUGCCCAAGUAGAUUUUGCUUUUGCAGGAGAAAGUCUUGUAACACAAUGGGUCCAUAACCUGGUGAGCUGGGCUUUUUCACCCAAGCAUUGUAACAGACUGUUAGUUUAGGAGAGAUGUUAUCAGCUCUAUAGUAAGAGGUGGGCUUUUGAAACCAGCCCUGAGUGCUUGCCUCCCUGUGGGUCUGAGCUGCAAGGGGAACAGUUCAAAGCAGCUAUAAAGCUAAGCAAAAAGUAGUGUGUUGUUUCAGUUUGCUUUUUUUCUGUACUGUAGAAAGAAGCAUGAUAGAUGUUACUUAGGCUUGGAUUAGGCUGUCUUUGGGGAUGUUUCUGUAAAUAGAGUUUGGGGGUUACACUUGACAACAGAUGAGAAUAAUAAAGUAAUCUUAAAUCAGAGGCAAA